AUGCGCGGCGACGGAGCGGACGGCGACGUCGCCGCGGACGGCGACGCGCGCGCGCGCGCGCCGUCGAUGUCGAGCCGCGGCGACGCGGGGGCGACGGCGACCGCGGCGACGGCGACCGAGGACGGAGGCGCGAGCGCCGAUCUCGCCGCCGCCGCGCCGCCGCCGCCGCCCGCGUCGGCGUCGUCGUCCCAACGCGCGACGACGAAGAAGCGAGGGAGGGACUUCGACGCGAAGGACGUGUUCCGACGCGGCGGCCCGAAGGCGACGCGCGCGGAGCAGACGCCCGGCGUCGACGGCGCGGACGCGGCGACCGUCGACGCCGACGCCGACGCUCCCGCCGACGCCGACGCCGACGCGAACGCGAACGCGCGCGCGCCCGCCGAGGAGAACGGCUCGCUGUCGCGGCACCCGCGACUCGCGGCCAAGCUCCGCACGCUGUGCGCGGCGUACGCGUGCAAGCUCGGCGCCGCGCCGGGGGGCGUCUCCGUCGCGAUGUGGCGCCCGCGCGAGCGCGUCGCGGAGUUGGUGAGAAUGAGAGGGAAACACUUCGUCAAGUUUGGAUACGCCGCGGGCUCGCGGACGUUCCUGCACGCGGAGGAGGCGCUGUUUCUCGUCGAGACGGAGCGCUUGGCGUUGCUCGCGCCGGGGGCGACGUCGACGCCGCUGUCCGUGCACGCGGUGCGGUCGCUCGCGAUGGGAGGAGGAGGAGGAGGAUCCCGCUUCUCGAUUCCGAAUCCGCUGACGCCGUCGCGGUAUCUCGUCUUCGCGCACCUCGCGAGGAUGGGGUACAUCGUGCGGCGGUUCAACUCGCCGUGGACGUGGAACCGCGACACCGCGUCGGACGCGGCGAGAGACCGCGGCGGCGAAGGCGGUUUGAAUUCAAAAACGACAGCGACAGACGACGAGCGCGACGAGUGGAGCGGGCGAGAGCGCGACGUCGAUCACGCGUGGAUGAUGGGCGAGGGCGCGUGGGAUGUUCGCGGCCGGCGGCGGCGCGCUCGGCACCCUCUCUCGGCACCCUCGGCACCCGAGGAAGGCGUCGACGUCGACGUCGACGUCGGCACCCCAUCGAACCCCUCGGAAGAACCCGCCGAACCUUCGAGCGAGGCGGCGGCGGCGGCGGCGGCGGCCAACUCUCGAUGGUGGCCCGCGGCGGGUUCGGCGAAUCACUCGUGGCUGCCGGCGACGUCCGCGGCGGUGGUCGCCGCGGCGGCGCGCGCGUCGAAGGCGUCGAAAGCGGCGGCGGCGGCCGGCGGCGGCGCUGCGAACGCGCUCGCGACGCCCGGGACCGCCGCGAGGACGGGGACCGGGACGCUCCCGCUGUACGCGGUGUACUUUCCGAAUAAGGACUUCUCCAAACGCGACCCCGACGCGGUGGCGUUUUUCGUGUAUCACAGCGACGACGGCGUCGUCGUCGGGCACGGGAUCGGGCGCGGGCGUUGGAACGACGGCGUCGCCCCGGACGCGAGCGACGCGGCGGCGGACGCGGCGCUGACGGAGACGGCGUUCGCAGACUUGUCGGACAAGAAGUCGGACAAGAAGACGCCGCGUGGCGACGGCGACGGCGACGAGGGCGAGGAACGACGCCGCGGGAAAAAGAGCGCCGCGCGAUACGUGUACGCCGAAGUCGUGGACAACACCGUGAUGAUGUUCUCCCUCCGCGGCUGCAACUUUUAGGUGUCUCUAACGCGUUACUUUAGCCUAGACUAGCGUUUAAGUACUUCCGUACCUUCGAAGGUG
Messenger RNA from Micromonas pusilla CCMP1545, 1740 nucleotides. RefSeq lists its product as uncharacterized. Gene Ontology annotation, biological process: tRNA-type intron splice site recognition and cleavage. Lineage: Eukaryota; Viridiplantae; Chlorophyta; Mamiellophyceae; Mamiellales; Mamiellaceae. Bases 1 to 1677 code for a protein of 558 amino acids. The record is from RefSeq and is a predicted model, not a curated record. The transcript has 2 exons. Gene Ontology annotation, cellular component: tRNA-intron endonuclease complex.